CUCGCUAAACAAACAAAAACAAAAUGUGGGGGUGAAUUAUUUCAAGGUGAUGCAUGUCCUUUUCAUAGCCAUUACUCCCUCUCUUUCCCCAUAAAUGUUUCCAUGUCCUAUGUCUGAUAGAAUCUGCCAUUAAUGGUUUUUCCUUUUCAUCUUCACUGCCCUCUCUUUGUUUUGUUUUGUUUUUUUUUCAAUUUCAUUUUUUUUCCAGUUCUAUGCAACUAAUAAAAGAAACACCUCAAAAGAAGGAACCCCCCACCCUCAUUUACUCUCUUCACUGUUGUUUUUUGUCAUUAUUUUUCUGUCUCAAUGAUGAUUUUUCAAGGUUCAGGUUUCUUUAAUGUUUAUGAUGUAUUCGUCAACCAUCAAUAGUUUCACUGUUGUUUUUUUAGCAACAGAAGCCAGCUUGAAACUCACUGAUGAUGGCAUCGCAUCCCCACUUCAUAUCGUAUUUAUUUCUUUGAUAAUCACUUUCGAUUUGCCUAGAUAAGAUCAAAACUCGCAUUUAAAGCAGAUCUCUCUUUCUCUCUCUCUUGUUCAAUUUCUUUAUAUGAUUUAACUUCACAACACACUUGUCACUCAAAAAUCACAAAAACUCAGCGAACUCAGUGAAGUUACUUUAAAAAAAAAAAAUCAUGCCUAUGUUUUAUUAUGUUGAAUUUAGUGUGUAGUGUGAAGGUGAUUAUGGCUUGAAAACAGUAUUCAUAAAAGGAACAAAAAAAAAAAAAAAGAUGGGGAGGACACCAUGUUGUGACAAGAAGGGGUUAAAGAAAGGGCCAUGGGCACCUGAAGAAGAUGAGAUCCUUACAAAUUACAUCAAGAAACAUGGCCAUGGAAGCUGGCGAUCGCUUCCUAAACUUGCAGGUCUUCUUCGGUGCGGCAAGAGUUGCAGGCUUCGAUGGACGAACUAUUUAAGACCAGACAUAAAACGGGGUCCCUUUACCCUUGAAGAGGAGAAGCUUGUCAUUCAGCUUCAUGCCAUUCUUGGAAAUAGGUGGGCGGCCAUUGCUGCUCAGUUACCGAGAAGAACGGAUAAUGAGAUUAAGAACCUAUGGAACACUCACCUCAAGAAACGACUGCUUUGUAUGGGUCUCGAUCCACAAACUCACAAGCCCUUUACCCCUUGCGGCGGUCCAACCGUAGCUGCCCCGACGUCUCCCGCCACUCGCCACAUGGCUCAAUGGGAGAGCGCUAGGCUCGAAGCGGAGGCUCGCCUUUCUAAGGAGUCAUUGCAAACAAAUUCGACACCAAUUGCAAAACCGGACUCUGAUCAUUUUCUACGGUUAUGGAAUUCGGAAGUCGGUGAAUCGUUCCGGAAGAUAAAUACGGAAUAUAAAACUGUGUAUCCUUGUCCAAGCCCAAUAUCGCAGACAUCUUCAUCAACAAAAUGUGGAUCGGUUUCGGCCGUCACGAUGGAUGUUUGCCCCAACAUAGCAGGGUCAUUGAACCCUGCAAGCAAUCCAAUCGAGGAAACAGAGUGCAAGAGCUUCAUCAAGUCUUGCAUUGAGGAACCAUCGGAUUCGUCGUGUUCGAGCGAGUCCGAAGAUUCAUCCGACACUGCACUGCAAUUGCUGUUGGAUUUCCCCAUUAACAAUGACAUGAGUUUCUUGGAAAAUUGUUGAUAGUGAAGGCAUGAUAUGAUUGAUAGAAUGUUUGCCUGAAUUUUGGUUUGGCUUAUAGUGCCAAAGGUAGGUUAUUGCCUAGUGGCUCAACUUUUUUGGUAUGCUAGGUGAUUAAACCAUUGAAGACAGUUUAUUAAUAUUAUAUAUGGUAGUAGUAAAUAUGAAUAUUAUUAUGAAAGCCAAAUGAUGCUUUUUUCCUUAA
This is a messenger RNA of Gossypium raimondii (Peruvian cotton), 1821 nucleotides long. RefSeq names its product transcription factor MYB17. NCBI's taxonomy places the organism in Eukaryota, Viridiplantae, Streptophyta, Magnoliopsida, Malvales, Malvaceae. The record is from RefSeq and is a predicted model, not a curated record. The transcript has 3 exons. The coding region runs from base 729 to 1619 and encodes 296 amino acids.